GAAAGAUUGGAAAUUGUGGAUAUCUAUACACGAAUUAAGCAUACUCAAUAAACAUGGAAAAAUGGGAAGAAUUUAUUCUGUUAUAUCGUUUGCUAUUAUUUCUUGUUAAUUGCAUUAGAAAUGAUUGGCAAUUAUGGGAAUCUUCAAAUGAAUUAAAAAUACUUCGUAAUCAUGCAGAAAUUGGAAGAAAAUACACAAUUAUAUAUUUUCGAUAUAUUUUUGGUGCCGUUAUUGUAUUUAUAGUAUCAACAUUUGUACCAUGUUUACUUGAUGUUGUUAUACCAUUAAAUGAAACACGUCCAUUAAAACCAGUGUAUCCAGUGAAAUUUUUUUUCGAUGAAAAUAAAUAUUUUAAUUUUGUAUUAAUUCAUGGUUGUAUGACAGCGAGUUAUAAUUUAUUAGUUCUAUUUUGUUGUGAUGCCAUGUUUGCUGUCACUGUUCAACACGCUUGUGGAUUAUUUUCAAUUAUCAGCUAUCGAGUGAAAAACGUGUCUCGCAUAUCUCGCUCAUCUUAUAUUCACAAUAAAAAGGAGAAUAAGCAUUAUUAUAAAGAUUUAUGUUAUUCAAUUCAGUAUCAUAAUUAUGCUAUUCGAUAUGCUACCACACUUGAGGCUUUUUAUUCUCAAUUUUUAUUUUUUUCAAAUGGUUGUAGCUUAAUUUUAAUAAGUGUUACAUUAAUGCAGACUUUAAAUUCAAUAGAUAAUACUGUGUAUAUUUUGAAAUAUGGAGCUUUUGCCGUGGCAAAUAUUUAUCAUGUCUAUGUUUUAGGAUUGCCAGCUCAAGAUUUAUUACAAUAUAGUAGUGAAAUUGGAUUUAAUAUGUACGAUUGUAAUUGGUAUGAAAUGCCGAUAGAAGCGCGAAAAUUAAUACCGAUGAUAAUUAUGCAAAGUAAUAGACCAUGUAAAUUAAGCAUUGGUCAAUUGGCAACAAUGAACAUGGAAACUGUAUCAAAAGUACUAAAAAUGGCGCUUUCAUAUUUUACAAUGUUAUCAUCAGUGCGUCAAUCAUCAAAAAUAUAAAAAAAAAAAAAAAGAAAAUGAAAUUUUUGCUAACAGCUAUCGAUUAUUGUUAAUAACAUUGAAAAUGAUUGGAAAUUGUGGUCAUCAUCGACACAUGAAUUAAAUAUACUUGAAAAACAUGCAAAAAUUGGAAGAAUUUAUACAAUUAUAUCGUUUG
Molecule: messenger RNA, 1176 nt
Organism: Leptopilina boulardi
Lineage: Eukaryota; Metazoa; Arthropoda; Insecta; Hymenoptera; Figitidae
Product: odorant receptor 9a-like
Exons: 9
Coding region: 54-1019 (321 amino acids)
Biological process (GO): sensory perception of smell; detection of chemical stimulus involved in sensory perception of smell
Cellular component (GO): plasma membrane
Molecular function (GO): odorant binding; olfactory receptor activity
Source: RefSeq, a predicted model, not a curated record